AUGGGCAUUAGCUUCAUUUUGUUGGUCGUGGUGGCUGUGGUAUCGAUAAUUACUGGUAGUUUUGGAUGUUUCAUCGGGAAGAGGAGUACUACGAGUGAUGAUACUAUCAAUAUCGAUUAUCCCGAUUAUUCGCCCAAAAACGAGAAUUAUCCGGUAGUGCCAAAAAGGGCAGCUCUAUUAUUCGAUCAAUUAAUGGUAGCUCUACAGAAGGUUGUUGAUAAUCAAGGAAAAGGUUCAGUCGGAAGCAAAACUUCAGUUGGAAGUAAAAGUUCAACCAGAAAUAAAGUUCCAAUUGAAAGUACAGGUAUAAGCAAGCCAUCAGCACAUCAACAUUUCCAAACCGUCAACUCGGAAGUCGUCCCUAUGAUGGAUGACCAAACGAUGGAUCUGCAACGACGCGCACUAGCCCAGAGUGAACUUUUCUGGCGCUGUUACUUCAAUGCCCUCGCAUGCUUUAAGAAGAAGUGA
Atta colombica is the source of this 468-nucleotide messenger RNA. RefSeq lists its product as uncharacterized. The record is from RefSeq and is a predicted model, not a curated record. Bases 1 to 468 code for a protein of 155 amino acids. Lineage: Eukaryota; Metazoa; Arthropoda; Insecta; Hymenoptera; Formicidae. The transcript is spliced from 3 exons.